AACACCAGUGCUAUUAAUAUAUAUAUGGGAGAGACAAUCGCCAUUGUCUGUUUGACAGGGAGCUGUGUGGAGCGAGACGCAGGACUCGAGGACCAUGCCUCCUAAAAAAGCAAAGAAGAAGACGGAAACAGCCGGCUCCAAUGUGUUCUCUAUGUUUGACCAGUCACAGAUCCUGGAGUUUAAAGAGGCCUUCACCAUUAUGGACCAGAACAGAGAUGGCUUUAUUGACAAAGGGGACCUACGAGACACUUUUGCAGCAGUAGGACGCAUCAAUGUAAAGAGUGAGGAACUGGAGGCAAUGCUGAAGGAAGCCCCUGGUGCCAUCAAUUUCACCGUCUUUCUUACCAUGUUUGGUGAAAAGCUCAAAGGUACUGACCCAGAGGAGACCAUCCUGAAUGCUUUCAAGAUUUUUGACCCUGAGGCCAGUGGACACAUCAAGGCAGACUACAUCAAGCAGAUGCUAAUGACACAGGCCGACAGAUUCAACGAAGAGGAGAUCAAGCAGAUGUUUGAAGCAUUCCCUCCAGAUGUUUCGGGUAAUCUUGACUACAAGAAUCUGUGCUAUGUCAUCACCCAUGGAGAGGAGAAGGACCGAGAAUGAACAGACACGGAUACAAAGUUCCAGCUGCUCUCUUGGAAACCACAUGGGGGAAGGUGUUAAGAAACUAUAACACUUUGUCAAUGUAGUGACAGGAAACUUGUGGAAAUAAACCAUGUUUUGCAAGAAGCACUUUUUGUCAGUACUGUAUGUGAUAAAAUCAGACUAUAAAGAUUAGACAUGAGUUUGCUC
Molecule: messenger RNA, 790 nt
Organism: Erpetoichthys calabaricus (reedfish)
Lineage: Eukaryota; Metazoa; Chordata; Cladistia; Polypteriformes; Polypteridae
Product: myosin regulatory light chain 2B, cardiac muscle isoform
Exons: 7
Coding region: 95-601 (168 amino acids)
Cellular component (GO): cytoplasm; mitochondrion
Molecular function (GO): calcium ion binding
Source: RefSeq, a predicted model, not a curated record